Molecule: messenger RNA, 3413 nt
Organism: Sardina pilchardus (European sardine)
Lineage: Eukaryota; Metazoa; Chordata; Actinopteri; Clupeiformes; Clupeidae
Product: KH homology domain-containing protein 4-like
Exons: 14
Coding region: 111-1877 (588 amino acids)
Cellular component (GO): nucleus
Molecular function (GO): RNA binding
Source: RefSeq, a predicted model, not a curated record
CCUCAGUCAGUUGCUGGCGCUGCAACUAGAGAGCACCUCAGUGAAGGUGUACACAGUCAAUGGUAGCUUGACUUUUCUGCAGAAGUGUAUUGAACAAGAAAUUGAAAUUGAUGUCAUAUGGUGGAACGCCAAACGGCGGUCGCCGCAGCAAGUGGGACCAGCCGGGGCUAGCCUCAAUGGGGGAACCCGAGGCUGCGCCAACGGGGGCUCUGGAUGCGGCCGCUGCCGUAGCCGCCAAGAUCAACGCCAUGCUGGUGGCAAAGGGCAAACUCAAGCCCUCUCAGAUCGGCGGCCCCGGGCCCGUGGAUAAGGGUGUUCCUGGUAAGCCCCAGCAGCCAAUGAAAGCCAAGGACGACCUGGUGGUAGCUGAGGUGGAGAUUAAUGACGUGCCUCUCACCUGCCGCAAUCUUCUGACCCGGGGCCAGACACAAGACGAGAUCAGCAAAGUGAGUGGCGCCGCAGUGUCCACCAGGGGGCGCUAUAUGUCAGUAGAAGAGAAGAGCAAGGCAUUGCCAAGUGAACGUCCACUUUACCUUCACGUCCAAGGACAAACUAGAGAUAUAGUGGAUCGAGCGGUGAAUAAGAUCAAGGAGAUCAUCACCAACGGUGUGGUAAAAGCAGCCACCAGCUCGAGUGCGGCGGCAGUCACCGUCUACCAGCAGCCCCCUCCCCCAGCGCUGCCCCCUAUGGGCCACAAACCACACUUCCAGUCCGGGAUGCACUAUGUCCAGGACAAGCUGUUUGUGGGCCUAGAGCACGCUAUCCAGGGUUUCAGUGUGAAGGAGAAGGUGGAGGGCCCUGGCUGCUCCUUCCUCCAGCACAUCCAGAUGGAGACGGGGGCCAAGGUCUUCCUCAGGGGCAAGGGAUCCGGAUGCCUGGAGCCAGCCUCGGGGAGAGAGGCGUUCGAACCCAUGUACAUCUACAUAAGUCACCCCAAACCUGAAGGCCUGGCUGCAGCCAAGACUCUGUGUGAGAACCUCCUACAGACAGUGCAUGCUGAGUACUCUCGGUUCCUCUCUCAGAUGACGGCUAUGGUGCCCACUCAAGGCUUCAUCCAGCCGCCCCCAGUGAACGGCCUGCCGCCCCAUCCCCCGUACUGCCCCCCUGCGGGCUACCAGCCUCCGGGCUACCCCAUGCCAAUGCCCCCACCUCAGCCCAUGCCCCCACCCUAUGUUGUACCCCCACAGAUGCCUCCUGGCACGCCCCCUGCCCCAAUCCCACCACCCAGUGCCCAGUAUCCCAUAAACCCUGCGCCGCCCGUUAUGCCUCAGCUCCCUCCGGCUCCAUUCCCCCCAGUGGCUCCAGUUCCGCCCAAAGCCCUUCCCCCCUCGUCUCUGGCCAACCCCCCACAGAAGCGGCGCUUCACAGAGGAGGUCCCUGACGAGCGGGACAGCGGCCUUCUGGGAUACCAGCAUGGACCCAUUCAUAUGACUAAUUUAGGUGCAGGCUUCUCUGUGGGCAGCUCCGAGUCUUCAGGACCCCCGCCUUCUAGUUCCUCCGGGCCUCCUAAAGAGAGGGACUGUAGGCAGCUAAUGCCCCCGCCACCCAUGCCAGUCAACGGAGGAGUGCGGCCGCCCAAACUGGAGGAGAGAAGGCCACCGGCCCCCGCCCCCGAGCCGUGUGUGAAGCGUCUGAGGACAGGACUGGUGGCGUACACCGGAGACUCGUCUGAUGAAGAGGAGGACCACUCGAUUCUUAAACCGGCCGGGGCAGGUAACUCGGCCAUGACAUCCUCUUCCUCUUCCUCAUCCACCACCUCCUCUUCCUCCUCCCUCUCCUCAGGAUGGACUCUGGGGGUGUACCGAAACCCCCCUCCCCAACCGCAACGUCCCAAAACACAGGCACCGCAGUCCAUGCCAUUUUGGAUGGCCCCAUAAGAGACACACACACACACACACACACACACACACACGCGCACACACACACACACACACACACACACACACACACACACACACUUGCACUCCACAAGGACACCGGCCAUUCAGACACACACAGACUCUAAACCCCGUCCUGUAAAAAAAAGCCCUGACGUACGUACAUACAUACACACACACACACACAUGCAUACACACACACAAUUUUAGCAGAAAUGUAAGACCCCUCUAGUGUGUGGAGGGCUUGUCUCGUCUAUGAACUGCAGUAAUGAAUUUGCCCUGGGACGAUAAAGACUGUCGACGGCACACGUGGAUGCUGUUUCGCGAAUGAGCUGUGUUCUCCCCAGGGACGGGGGCGGCAUACAGACUUGGAGGCAGCAAACAGUCCCCGACUCAACUGGAAGGUGACCUUGGCUUACCCAAGGACUGUUUUUUUUUUUUUUUUUUUUUUUUUUGAGAUGAAGUGCUAGGCAACAAUAAACAGUGAAUCAUUGUUUAUAAUUGUAUUUACGUUUUUGCUGUUUUUCUUUUCUCUAUCAUGUUGAUUUGUUCAAAAGCCUUGGUUAACUGUGGCCUUGACUAUGUCUUGGUUAUUGUACAGAAGGAGACACAACAGACUCUUAGAAAAGCAAAAGCAUCAGCUAAAUACUGUUAAUAACAAGACGACGCUAGGAAGAACACAGAUAAAAACAUGUACCACUUGUGAGUAUCUCUGUAUUAGGAAAAUCAGUAGCACUGAUUCUUCGUCUGCCAUGCACUCAUCUUUUGUCUCAACCCAAACCCUUAAUCGGUGCACCACUGCCAAUCCCAACCCCCCCCCCCCCACACCUGUGCUCACUUAAUGUUUCUCUCUUGUCAACAGGGGGCCGCCAUCUUGGCGUUCCCCUGAAAACCUUCCCCACAAUAAACCUCACCCACCACUUUUGUGUUCCCUUCACCACUCGUCACCCUGUGACACACGCCCCCCUUUAAACUAGUUCUCGUCCCGAGAACUUUGCUUUUAGUGGCCCCAAUUCCCAUACCUCUCAGGGGGUCUCCCCUGCGUGACCCUCUGGGAGCGUCUUGGUGGGUCUGGGUGUUCCUCUCCCAUUGGCUGUUGUGGUGGUACAGGGAUCCAGGCCCGUCCUGUCCGUGGCCCGGGUGGCUUGGGUUUGGGUGGCACUGCUUUAGUGAAACGAUUUAAGCAUCCAUUGGAGUGAACCAGUUUAAUUCACUAUAGUACUUUGAGGCAGAGGUCAAUGCCUUAGUAUCCUUUUUCUUGGCUUGGAUAGCAAAGGUCAGAUUAGCACAAAGCACUGGAUAAUGAAUGAUAUGCAGUACCAUGGUGAGUUUGUGUCUAUAAUUUAUUAUGAUCAGUCAACUAGUGAGAUUACAUGUCGUCUAAUUUGUGAUGUGAUCUAGGAAAAUGUCACCAAUUUAAGAUUCUGAUACCAUCCCUGCAACAUUCUGGUUUAUUAUUAUUAUUGUUUAAUAUUGUAGUUUAUAAUUAUGUUACUGUCAAAAAUGGCCUAGUUAAACCUGGACAAACUUUUGCAU